AGUAUUUUAGCCUAGGCCAGAUCUAUUCUAAGCAUGGUAAGCAAUUGUAGUGACAUUGCGAUGGCGGUAUUCUCUCAACUCCAGGGCUUACUGUUUUCAUGGUUUUACUACUUCAGCCUCACUAGGCCAAGAACGUCAUGGAGUUGGGUCCCAUGCACACCACGCAACGUGCUCAAGCAAUUAUGGGCCUAGUUGCUAGGUCCAGAAAUUUGCCACCUACAUGUAAAACUAAUCCAUUGGCAUUAUUGUUUUCACAGUAGGCCUAAGUGACGAAAUAAGAGACCUGGCGACUAUACUGUCUCACAGUCGCCAGGUCCCUAGCCAUACAUGUUGGAUUUUAAUUGCCUGGCCCUUCAUUAAAAUCAGUCCAUGUCGUGCAUGGUCUAACAUGCCUAAUGUCUAAGUAGGCCCUAACAUGAACUAACCAUAGCAAGGAAAAUCAACUGAUGUCUGACAUUAGCAUGUUUAGGCCUACAUGUGUCAGGCACAUAGGCUUGGACCCCGUAGACUGUGUGUGCAGUUAGUUUGUGUAUUCGCGCAUGCGCAAAAGUGACCUAUAGUUGUCGGCCUGAAAAAUUAUUCUAGCAGAUGACGCAUAUCUGUGGUGACCCUUGUGAGGGAUUUGUCUUGCCAUUUCUCUUAAAGACAUUGUGUGUUAAUUGCCAAGAAUUUAUCAAAUGGUGAUUUUGAUUGCUUCUGUGUUGAGACAGACCUCCAGAAAGAAUCAAGGAAGUGGAAAGUGUAUGUUUAAUGAUAAAGGAUAAUUUGGAAAAAAAUUAAUGUUUUACCUACCUUUGUAGGCCCUAUUGGUCGUGCUUUUAAGCCCCAAUAAGCAUCAACAAGUGACAACAUACACGAGUAGCAUCAACAAACAGACCUGCCAACUAGUACGAUUUAGCCGCAUCUCCCAUUGGAAAUUCUUGAAAAUAUGAUUGUACGGUUUCUCCCCCAUAAAUUAUGGGUUUGAUAUGCCUGAAAAAAAACAAUCGCAGUUCAAUGCUUGCAGUGUACAUUAUGCUAGAAAAAAACCGGCUGCGAAUAUAUACAUGUACACUAUGUGUUUGCUCACAUACAGUGUAUGUACAUGUACGUACAGGGUAUGCACGUGCAUGUACAAACCUUGUGUGUAAACCGCAUUCGGCACCCACUCGAGCAUAAUGUUGUGAUAGGCUGCGCAUGAAAUAUCAAUAUUCAUGUAUGUAUUAGUUAGACUCUUUAAAGUCGCUUGUGCAUCAAUGGAAAAAGUGACAAACAAUCUCCAUUGUUCUAUGCAGCACACAUUUCCCGCCAUCAUAAAUAUGGAAAUUGGGAAAAAAAGUGUGUUAUAUAUUAUUGCACGGCUUUUACAUACUCAAACAAUUGUUGGAAAUACAUAUAGACUCAUCAACAUAUCAGUGCAACACUACUUUAUGAAUUGUCUAAAGAGGGUCCAAUUUGGAUGCAAUCUUUGACAAGACCGAUCCUCAAGUUAAAAAUCUGCGGAAAUAAACAAGGAUGGAGACAUUUUAUGGCCGGCCAGCAGGCAGGUGACAAAAUCCACGCCAGGAAAUUUCAAAAGCCUGGACAUGCGAUGUGCAUUUCAAGAUUUCAAAGUUUGAAAACUUGGUCAAGUCAGGUGGAAAUAGGGCCAUAUCACUUUUAACCUCAAUAAUGGAUUUCUCAUGUGAUUAUUUUUAUGUGAGAAGAAGAGUUGACCGAAUCUAGUCCAAGCUUUGCAUCCUUUCUCCAUGUUCCGAGUUACUUGGACUGGAGUAGACCCAAUCCAGACAAGCGGUCAAAAAACAAUCACCUGGAGGAAUAUGCUCAUUUUUUGCAAAAUAUGAUUUUUAAAUAAAAAAUAUGACAUCUGAAGUUUCAGAAUAUAGUUUUGUGAUCAAGCGGUUGGCAGGUCUGAACAAAGUGUCAACAACUUGAAAAUACCCUUUACAGAUUUAAAUGUGGUUUUAUCAUAUCUUAGAGACGCUAACACCUGCUACUGUGUAAGAGAAACAGUUAAUUUGCUUCCAGAUUCUCGCCUGUUGAAAUGAACAUUUUUCAUGAUGUAUGGAGGCCGCCAUCUUUCUUUCCUCUGCUAUACACAUGAAAACAAGAUGGCAGCUGGUCGUGUUGCACGAGCAGGCCGGACUUUGUCACUCCAAUUUCCACACUCACACAAAUACAUGUAUCAUUGCAGAUAAAUUGAACAUGAUGAUAUGUAUGUUGGAGCCUGUUAUAAAUAUGAAAUUUUUGCUUAAGUAUGCUUGAAUAACUUAUUGACACUUUAUUGACGCUCGUUGAUGCUUGUUGAUGCUAAAUAGCAUUACCCUCGGUGGGAGAAACAUGUAACACUCAUGUUCAUGUACAUGUGAUUGUGCUAUUUAGUGUCAACACACACAAUUAGCGUCAUUAGAGCAUUGAUGUAUGAUGACUAUAGCAUCAUUAUUAUAUUGACGUCAUGUCUUUUUUAUGGCUCCCAACUGCCAUGAUGACAUGUUCCACAAGAUCCUGCACAUGGGUUUGCAAUCAUGGCUGUCUGUUUAUAGGUUGGGGUACAAAAGCAUUUUUAACCUCAAACCUAAAUGUUGUCAAUCUAAUUUAUCAAAUGCAUAAUCCUAUUUUAAGUAAUGUUCCUCAAUUUAAUGGCCAGAUAUAUUCAGUACUUAAGUUAUGUGAACAUGUUUGGUUACAUCGUAAAGAAUGACAGCACUGAAAUGAAUGUUUCAUCCUUACCUCUCAAAAACAGUAAGCAGCUGUACCACACAGGUACAUGUCACCCCAUACAACAUGCAGCUACAUGUACAUGAAAUGAAUUUGGGGGGAUUGUAUGGCUGUUGCAUGAACUGUAGGGUGCUGUGCUGGUUUAUUUGUAAAUCAUUUUGAAAGUCAGCUGUAAGAAAUGUGUGUGUAACAACUUUAUUGUCACAUGUACACAAGUUCCAAGCUGGAGGGCUUCUAAGCUUAACAAGUAUACCCGUAGCAAAUACAUGUACUGGAAAUACAGAUUUUUCUAAGUCGAUACUUUCUCAGUCAUAUCACUGAUGCACUGAUAAAAUUGUCCAGGAUUGUGUAUCAUUAAAACUCUUAGAUACUAUAAAUAUAAAUUCAUAAAUAAUAUCAUGGCUCUGAAGAAAUGGUUCCUUACCAACUGCAGUACUAGCAGAAUUAGAUGGAUUGUUUUCUUUUUUUCUUGUGUAACCUGAUAAAAAUUUCUGCCAAUGAUUCUUAUGUCCUCGAAAAUCAAUCACCCAUACACACUGUACCUUGAGUCGCAUGGAAACUGUUGACAUGACAUGCCACAGAAAUGAGGGGUUGGGAUAAUUACAUUAUCAAACUUAACGUUAGGCAGGUAUCCCCAAAAAGGCAUGAUCAUCAUGAUAAUUGGCUUUCUCGGUUUUGAAUUCAAUCGUAAGAUGCACAUGAAUCUCUUACACAAAAUUGGAAUUCAUCAUACAUUAAAUGACAUGAAAAUUUUGCCCCACGAAGGUACCGGAAUGUUUGAGAGGUUCAUUGCUUGUUUAUUAGUGGAAAGGAAAUGUUUAGCUAACAACAACAUAAAAUCUUAGAAAAAUGAUAAUUCGUUAACGAAACUAUACACCCUUAGAAUUUACAAAGAGACAGAAUAUAACCACAGAAACACACCACCGCUGAGCGAGUUGAUUUUGAUUACGUAUAUCAUGUGAAGGCCUGGUAUGACCCCAAGACCUGAAAACAUUCGUUACCUUGAAAUUUUGAUAACGUGAUUUUUAAGUUGUUCCCCCUGAGGUUUGGGCUGUCAAGAAUUUACUGUGUUUUAUUGCACACUUAGAUACUUAGAAAUAAAAAGUUUAAGUUGCAAAGUAGUCCCGUGCAAUUCUAGUUCUUGAAUGCACUCCACUGAGCCUUCCUGUGCAGUGUUGGAUCCAGCAGCUUGGCAGUAGAGUCAGUGGGUGGGGACGUGGUGGAAACUACUUGACUAAUAUGUUUUUGUAAUUAUGGGUACCCAGGUUACCACCUGUUACAGGAAUUGGCUACCCUGUUCCCAUACUACCUAUAAAUGCACACUAUCAGGUGGAAUCUUAGUGAGUUGUGAGCCAUACCCGAUAAAUGAGAUUCAGUCCUAGGUUUUGACACCUUACAUGUUCUGGUGCAUGCAUUUACUUAUUUCAGCGAUUGGGGUUAGUUUUUCUCAGUCGGUGGAAAUCAGUGAAGUUUUAGAGGACGGUGAAACAGCAUACAUGUAUUAUCAAUUUUAUUUUACACUUCAAGUAACAAAAAAAAUCACAGAUAUAAAAACGAUAUUGCAGAUAUCCCACUAUUUUGAUUUUUUUAAAAGAAUGUUGUGUUUUGCAGUUAUCCCAGUAUUUAUAUUUUUUUUAAUGUUGGCAGUUGCGUUUUUUUGGGGAUAAACAAUACCGGAUUGUGACAAUAGAAUCCCAUUUAGAAUGCAAAACUUCAUUACUCUUCUUGUAAAAGUCCAAUGUAUCACAGCCCAGGAUAUAACUUUUCUCUGACUUACUAGUACCUUUUAACUGCAUGAUAACUAGUCUUGUAAAUCAGACUUAGACAACGACAUUCAAUACACGCCACUAUAACGAACACAACAGGGUCCAAACAAGUUGUUGGGCAUAGCAGUCAUUAUGUGUACAGUGUAGCUUUUUUUGGUUGCUGAUGCACAUCUUUCCAUCUCUAACCUUGUUAAAUGUGCUUACAUGUAUGUGAGAAACAAGUUGGAAAUAACACAAAAAGUCUUGCAUUUUGUUCAAUGAAUGUUCCUUUUGAUUCAUAUUUCACCUUUUGGUUGUUCUCACUGGAAGACCAAUCGUGAAGUGAAAUCAAGUUGAAAAUCAGCAAUAUGAUAAAUCCUGCAUGUUGUUUAGAAUGGACUCUUUAGCUUCAGUACUUUACCUUUCUUGUAGUCUUCAUGUACUCAGUACUACUCCAUGUAAUCAAGUAACAAAGUUAUGGCUCUGUGAUGAGAACCUGUGAUUAUCGUGAUCAGUACACACAUGUCCAGUUUACUUUCUAGUGCAGCACAGUGGUGUCCAUAGAUACAUGUACAUGUAUAGAGGUUGUACUUUUGAUGUGUUCCACUAACGUAUGCAUACAGGCACAAGCUUUACUGCUGUUUUUAUAUCUGGUAGAGAAUGUUAAACAAUGGAUUUUCAUUUUAGGCUGCACUAAUACAUGUUAAUAGCCAAUUAAUGGCAAUGUGCACAAUUUGUAAAACUUCAAAAAUGGGAUGGUCAAAUUAUCUUUGAUAGUUUAUUGUAAUGUACAUGUAAGUACGUGUUAAAUAUACAUAUGUAAUAGUGUCGGACAAUCUGAAAUCUUGUCCCCAGAAUGCUGUCAUUUUCAAGAAAAUAGAAAUUGUAUAGUUUUUCCAAUGAUCAUCUGGAUGGACAAUCAUUGGAAAGUACAUUUUGUUUAAAUAAUGCAACCUUUUUCAGGAGCAGCAAAAAUGUGUGAUGAGUUAGCUGUUGGAGGGAUCUAUAUUAACAGUACAUGUGACAAACCAUGACUGUGAGGUCGAUCAUGCAGUGACUUGGAGUGUUUAUUCCACAAAUUCUCAACGUUGCAUUAUGGAAGAAAGAGACACAAAUUUGAAGACAGGCAUAAGAGUCAAGAUGCAGAACUCUGUACCAAGGAUGCCUAGUAUGGGACCAUCUGACAAAGAAUUGAAUGACCUAUUGGAUUUCAGUGCUAUGUUUUCACCUCCAACCGGGACUGGUGGCAAGCCAGGAGGUACGAGCACUGUACCCAUGAGCCACUGUGGGCCAGGAACAGUCCGACCAGUACGACCUGCAGGAACAGUACGUUCAGCAGGACCAGGUGUACCCCCAAGUCCAACUGGGCCAGCGGGUCAAGCAUCUACCUAUAAAGCAGGUAUAGAUGGUCCUGGUAACACAUGGAAUAAUCAGCAAAGCCCAAGCUUCGAUUCAAGGGGAUAUGAACACUCACACAGUACAACCUAUGGCAACAUGAAUGAUAGAAUAAUGGAAGGACUUCCAAAUAGUUACACUCAUUCAUCUUCAGCAAUGUCUUCAAUAAUGGGCAAAUCCAAGGACCCCUACUCAAUGCCGUACCAAUCUAUGUCCAGAGAUUCAAACCUUACACCUAAUGCAAAUGUAGCGAUUGGAAUGUCAGCUCUAACUAGUGACAUGUCCAGUGGUAGUUCACUUUCACCUCAUACAAAGCCUGGUUCACCUUAUUAUUAUAGUCCUCACCCCAGACGCAGACCGCUUGUGCCUGAACAUCCUACUUUUGCAGGGCCACAUAAACGAAGGAAAGGUCCCGCAGGAGGGCUAACAGUUUACUCUCCCAAUGGUCAAGAUGAGUACCACCAUUCGUCCGAUCCAUCUAGUUAUCCUUCCCCUAAGCCUCCUGGCUUAUACCCUAAUGAGUACUUCAUGGAUGCUACUUCAGGCACCCACAGUCCACAUAGUACAGAUCCAUGGAACGGUAAUGGGCUGGCCCCAUCCAGUGCUAGCUUCCAUUCUACAUCCAUCUUAGGCAACUCUGGUUCUUCGUAUUCACAGUCACAAACUACCGGUACAUACCCACCACAUGAACCCAUGGGGUAUGGUCAGAGUCAAAGUGGUGGUCACGUCCAAAGUCACACUUUGUCUCCCAGUCGGGAUCCCUUGAGUCUUCCUCCUAUGUCAACCUUUAGACCCGGGACAACCACCUCCUCCACGCAUCCGCAUUCUCCAUAUUCAACCUCAUCACCUACCAAUGGAACAGACACAACAUUAAGUGUAAGAGGAACAACAAAUGUUGCCAGUGGAGGAGGGGGAAAUUCACAAACAGGAGAUACACUGGGAAAGGCUUUAGCUUCAAUAUACCCAACUGAUCACACCAGUAGCAGUUUUCCUUCUAAUCCAUCAACACCUGUGGGCUCACCCCCUCCCAUGUCAGGACCAUGGCCAAGAUCAAGCACUCAGGCAUCACCGGGGCCUUAUCACGAGAGUCAUCUUCAUUCAUUGCAAAGUCGUAUGGAAGAGAGACUUGAUGAUGCAAUUAAUGUCCUACAGAGACAUGCUGAAGGAGCUCUUCAGGCCAUGCCAAAUCACCCAGCAGGCAUGGUACCACCUCCAGCGCAUACAGGUGCUGCUGCAGCUAUCAGUGUAGGCCCGUCAUUUGCUCCACCAGGCCAGUAUAUAGAUCCACACAUGUCAGGGUCACCAUCUGUGGAAAGGAAUGCAGUGGCAGGACCUGUGUCUGCAUCUGAGAUGAGCCAAACUCAACAGCCAUUCAAUGCAGGUGUCCAAGGGGAGAUGAUGAGCCAGAGUAUGGACACAGACCAUAAGCCUACUCCCAAACCUAAGAAACCGAAGACAAGUCCAUCCAGUGACACCAAGCUUAAGCUGAACAACUCCAAAGAUACUCAGAGUAAAAUGGCUGAAUGUGAGGAUCCAUCAACCACACAAAGUACAAGGAAAGAAACAGUGGCGGCAUCCAAGAGUAAAAAACAGUAUGAUGAAUUCACAUCUGUCAGUGGUGAUGAAAGUGGAGACGAUUCUUUGACACCAGAGCAGAAGCUUUUGAAGGAGAAGGAACGCCGACAUGCUAACAAUGCCAGAGAACGCAUCAGAGUACGGGAUAUCAAUGAAGCAUUUAAAGAGCUUGGCCGUAUGACUUGUCUUCAUCUCAAGAGUGACAAGGCUCAGACCAAGCUUUCUAUCCUACAUCAAGCAGUCUCUGUCAUUACAAGCCUGGAGCAGCAAGUUAGGGAGCGUAAUUUGAACCCCAAAGCAGCGUGCCUUAAGAGACGUGAAGAAGAAAAAGUUGAGGAGAGGAACAUGGGUGGAGCAGGUGGUGGCCCACCAAGCUCUGACUCAAUCAACUCACCCCCUGGAAUGGGGUCUAGCUGGAGCCCAAGCUACAUGUCGCAGUCUCCUGGAUCAGCAUGCAACCUCAGACAACCUGCCAGCUUAUGAGUUCUGCUACAUCAAUACCCUGUUGUUUUAAUCUGGAUCCAGCACAGAACUACAAGAAAUACGCACCACAGUUAUUUCUUAGUCAACAGUGUCAUCUGCUCAGCAGUUGUGAACUUUGUCAUUUUUGGUAGUAGGAUUUGGAGAUGGUCAGAAGCCCGGCAAUGUCAACAGUCAUGUUGACUGACUCUUAGUUGUAAGCAUACAACAUAAAUGAUCGCAUGGCAGGUCAUUCAGCAUCUCACAAAAGAACCAAAGUUGUUACAUCAGUCAUCCAAUUGCAGGAGCUCUUUGGAGGCCAAUAUUAUCAGCCAUUGGAAAAAUUAACCACCUUGGAGGGUUGGACUUACACAUGUAGGAACAAGUAUGGAAUGUGUGUCUCUGAGGAAGUUAACUUGACGAAAGCAGUGAGGUUGCUGGAAGAAAGAGAGUCAGAGAUAAACUGACGGACAGGUGGAUUAGCCUAUCAGGAGCUCAACAAGAUAAAGCAAGAGCUGUUGAUUUGAUAAGUUUGCCAAAACCUGAUAUACAUAGCAGUCAUGGAAAUUGACAAGGUUGGAAGCUUGCACAGUUUGAUAACUGGAGUAUCAACAAUUGGAUAGCUGAGCAUUCUACAAAUGACAUUCAGACCUCCAUCCAAAUCUGUUGGAGUCUCAUAGUACAUAAAAAAAACUACAAAUGAUAUCUUUUGUGCUUCUUUAAAGCUGUACAGUAUUUUGGGUGUCUUUUAUAAACCAUUUGUCUGUUGUAAAGUGGGAGUACUGCUAGUAGACACCUAAGGAUGACUUAAGGUAUUGUUUAUCUUAGGUUCCAUAGGAGCAAUCCCUGGUGAGGUUCCAAGGCACUGUUCACCUUGAAAACAUAUUAGGGAACUAGUGGGCUUAUUGCAAUUAAACUUGACAAUAACCAUGAUUAACAUCAUAUGCUGCAUCUUUUUCAUUCUUUUGUUCAACAUAUAUCUGUUGUCAUAUUAUAAGCAUUAUCAAUAUGACUUUUCCCAAUUGUAUUCAUCACGUGCCAUGCUAGAAUAUUGUGUGUCCUAAAUUCCCUGUGAAUAUGUCACCUGUAUCACAGCAUGUUGUUCAGACUUUAUUGUAUUUUUUGUGUGUGUGCUAUGGUAUGAAUCAAACAAAGCACAUCAAAGUGUCUAUGAAAGAGCACCCAAUGGAAUGAACUUGGUGUACUAUGGGAUCUUGCCAGUACAAAUCCAAUGUAUAUGUUCUCAUGUGUCCAUAGUUCAUAAGCGCAGGCAUUGAAAAUCUGUGGUUUGAAUGUGGUCCAUUGUGGUUUAGAGACAGAAGUAUCACUGAAUCAAUGCAGAAUUCUCUAUCAUAAUGGAUGUUGUAAAUGGAACUUUUACUCUUGAGAAUUAAAUGUAGCACACAUACAUGUAAUUUUCAUGGAUGAGGGUCGCAAGUAUUGUUUGGUUACUCUAUCAAUUGAUGUGCCAGUUGUUAAUUAAAAAUCUUUAUUCACUGUGAUAAUGUGACCCUGGAGGGCAUAAAAGAACACUCUUACAUUAAAGGGCACUCAACAUUAUUAAUCAAAAUUGCUUUGUUUUAAGGCUAAAAGGAAGCACGAGAAAUCUCAGAAUGUCUUGCUGUAGAAUUUUUGAAACAUUCCACAUAGCACUUGAUGGUGCAAUGAUAAAUUAUUUCCACUAAUAUUGUAUUUCUUACAAGAUUUCAGACUGGCAUGGUUCGAAAAUAUAUCAAAAUGUCAUCAAUAUGAUUUUUAAAUUGCCACUUUUCCCUCAACCCAGGUUUUCCUACGAACAAACAAAAUUUGCUUGUAGGAACCCUCAAAGAAUUGACCCCUUCCCACUGUUAAGCGGUCAUCAAUUUUAGCUGAGUGCUCACCUCAACGUUAAAAAAGUGGUUUCCCUUCACCAGCCUGCCUGGAAAAAUCCUGGCGAUGCCUGUGGUACUAUGAAACACUGGUUGCCUGUGGUUGACCUUAGAUAGACAUUUAUUGUAUCUUGUUUUUUUUGGGGGGGGGGAACCUCCCCUUAGGGUGCACCACUGCUGCCCUUUACCCUGUGCCCAGCUUUUGAUAAUGACUGUACGAUACCAGUAGCUUUUCUUAAACUCUAUUCUUUUGCAAAGACUUAAGCAAUGCUAUCAAUUUUACUUAAACACAUGAAGUCCAGAACAUUGUGAAGAUCAGAGGUAUAAUAUGCAUAAACAUACCUACACAGUAUUCCGCUUUUACAUCUAGUGCAGGACAAAAAUGCUAUUAAUUGAAUCAUCACACCAAAUCACAGACCUGGUUGGAUGACAAAUACUCAACUCGUUCAACCCAAAAUUGUUCAGUUAACAUAUUUCUGACAAUGAGGUGCUCAUUAGUUUAUUGCACUGCACUCGCGCAACAAUCACCAAAAAGAAGACAUUUAGGUCAGUAAGAUAUGAAGAAUCCACAAUUUUUUGGUUUCCACAUCAGUCAACAUGUAGGAUUUCUUCCCGGGAUGACUCGCAGUUUUGCUCAUGAAUAUAGAAAUACUCAUAAGUAUAAAAACCCUAACCAAACCAAAUACUAUUUGCAAAAGCAAAGAAAAACUGAAAAAAGGUUUUGACACAGAUGCAGUUUCAGUGGUUGUAUGAAAAAAAAUUGUGUGGACCCAUAAAUCAAUUGAAAAAGUAAUCCCAAACUUGCGGCCCUAUAGACCUUUAUCAUGAUGCUGCUACAUGUAUGUUUGGAUUGUUCCCUGUACACCCAUUGGCAGUAGAAAUACAGCUUCACACAUUGAUGAAAGGGAACAGAUUAUUUCCAGCCUCAGUUUGGUUACAUUGGUUCGAAAGGUAAAAAAAAAGAUGGCUGCUCUAUGAUAGAGGUCUAUACUGUACAAACUUGCAUUCUUGCACCUCUCCAAAGAAUGGUGUAAAGCUAUACGAAUUUUGUGGGCUAUCAAGUGAUAUACUGUUGGCAUAUCAGAGGUUAUGACAGUACAUUCAUUCCUUUAGAGACACUGGAAGGGUUCUAUAGAUUUAGGAAUUAUUAGUUCCACGUUAUGAUGAACCUUUUUGAAAUCAUGCUGUUGUUGCAGUUUAAAGAGCUCUUUCUUAAUUUUUGAUUCUUUAAAAAUAAGAUGCAUUUCAAAUGUUUAAGUGUUCAUACACCCUUUGUACAUGUAUGUCACACUCCACAGCUUCAUCUGGUGAUGCAUGUAUCACUCUUUAGAGUGAUACCAUGUCAGACAUCCUAGUGAACAAAACUUCCAUCAGACAUUUAAACAGAUGAACAAGCAUGUAAUUUAAAUAUUGGGCUCUUUUGUAUGAAAUUGAGUGCUUCAUGCGUUUUUUGGAAAGCAGCAAUUAGGCAAUCAGGACAACAUGUAGGGAAAUGCUUAUCAGUCUGAAUAAUAUCUGAAUCCUUUCAAUUAAUUACUACAUAUCAGAUUGAAGCUGUUGAUUUACACAUUCUGCAUCAUGUCAUAAGUAUUCUGUUCGGAUUGCUUGUAUGACAUCAUAUGAAAUAAUGCCUUAAUUGCCUUGUGGCUUAUUGAUGCUGCCUUGUCUUCAGUAUCUUUCUGACAUUGGGUUGGAUGCUGUCAUGGUAAAGUUCAAUAAUUUUCCUUCAAGCCCACUAAUUUCCAGACAUGCCUAUGGGCCUUGGUACUCGUACUAGUUGGCUGUACAAAUGUAGAUCAAAUUGACAUUCUUUACAAUGACAGAAUUGUAGUCAGAUUGAAGAGAUAUUUUUAAAGGAUGGUGUAGAAAUUGGAGUAGACAAGGUUAUCAUUCUUUUGUAUUUAUUUUUCUUUUUGGUAUACUUUGUUACUUGAAAAAAAUCUUUCUUCCUUUCUCCUUUUUUUUUUAUUUUGGACAUUGUUCUUUGUGUCAGUUUGUGAAAAUUGAGAGGCAAGUUUUGAAAAGCUUCAAUUUGAAGCUUUGUUUAAUGAUGAAACCAGUGGGCACAUAUGUUAUUUCUUGCCUCUGCCGGGGAAAUAGCCAGGACAUCCAGUUAACUUUGGACCAUAUAGCUAUAUAUAAAAUCUAGAGCGCUAACUUAUGUGCAAAGUUAUGCCCGCUUGGCCCAUCCAUGUUUGUGCACAAACCUAGUCUGGAGACUCGAAAUUUUGUAUGGCUAUUGACAUACCUGCGUCUGUAUUCUAAAACAAUGCAUCUACGCAAAAACCUGAAUGCACAAUCAGUAAAUGAAGUAUUCAUUUGCUCUUCGCAAAAAGCAUAUAAUUUUGACGUUUUAAUUGGAUUUUAUGGGUAACAGAUGUGCAUUGCAUUUUGAGUACGUAAUUCAAUAUUCAUUUUGUCGGAUUUUGAAUGUUCUUCAAGCAUGCACAGAGAUUCAAAAUGUCUGCGCCCAGGAUUGCGUCAAAUGAGAAGUUAGCACUCUAGGGAUUUAAUAUAGCUCUAUGCUUGGGACUCACAACUUCUUGUCCAUAUUCAGUUACUGAACACCAAGUGUAUACUGAAUAGAUUAAUAACUAUCACUCUUAAUUCCCCUUCCCCAACUAUUAUAAAUGUGUCUGUCUUUCCUGAGAUUUGUUCAUUUUUAUGAUUCUUGGAAAUGUUUGCCAGGGGACUUUCAGUUACAUGUAGAAAUAGUUUAGGCUUUGUUCUUUUAUUUGUGAUUAUAGUGUAUAUGUAAAACCUGGGUUAGAAAUGUUUUUAGUGGUUGAAAGAAUGGAAGAUUUGAAGAUAGAAAGAAGGUUGUUGAAUGUGAAGUUCACUCUCUUGUAUUUUUGUCAGUAAAUACUUGGAGAUUGCUCAUGAAAUAGUGGAUAAUAUGCACCAUUGGCAUGGUGAAAUAGGUUUAAGAUUUUAAUGAAAAGGUUCUGUUGAAUGCAGGGCUCACAUUCUUCAUACAAAUGUCUAAUGACAUUUGAAAUAACCUAAUGCAUGUACAUGUACAUGGUAGAUCAAGGACUUGAAAUCGAACCUGAAGGUAAGCUUGAAUAAAAAGUUGGUGUGAUAUGUUUGGCUGUAUGAGCAAGACCAUUGGCAAUCAGAGGCAUUUUGUUUGUACAAACUUUCUUAAUUGCUACAAACUACUUAGCAGCAAGAAUAAAAUGCGUACACACAAGUUUCAGUUUUUAACACAGUGGCAGACUGACAGAUAAAUUGAUGGCAAAUGAAUUUUUAUGUCAUGCUGUUGGUGUUGUAAUGGUAAACAUUGAAAUUUUGUGUGUGCUGAACGAGGAGCAAAAGUAAGAUGAAGGUUGUAAUGAAAAAUUCUUUCCUUGCAGGCAUUGAUUUAAUUCUUGAAUACAUGCACAUUGUUACCUCAUAAUAUUGAAAUUACAUUCUAUGUUACACAGUGUCUUUAAUAUUGCAUUGUACUUUCCCUACACUGGUUAUGCAUUAGCAUGAAAUCCCUCCAGGUUGGUAAAGAGCCAAACAAUGCAGUCUUUUAAAUAGAAUCCAACCACAAAAGCAAAUGUAGCUAACGUAUGAUAAGCUAAUGAUGUUGUCCUGUGUUUUACAGCAAAAAUGGGAAAAGAACCAUGUCAGAUUUUGACAUGUUCCAAGGAGCAAGUUUUCUGGUAUAGUUAAAUUUCACAUCAGCUGGGUUUUACACAGUUUAAUAAGAACUGGAUGGUUGAGACUGAAUAGGACUUGAUGUAUUCACUUUUUUCUCUUAUGUGGUAACUUCAUAUUGAUGCAUUCAGAUAAAGAAAUGCCUAUGGUGUGAAUUCGUACAAUGACUCAUUACACAAGGUUUUGUUGUGUUCAUUCCAACAUUCACGAAUCUUGAACAGUUACAUAAGCUAUCAGAUAUGAGAGUUGUUUAUAAUCUGAAUAUUAUAACAUGGAUCACAAACUUUUAAUAUACUGGUAUAAACUCUUUUCUCUUAGCUGAAUAUCUUUAUCAAGUCACACGUGAACCAUUUUCCAAGAUAGUCAGUGACUUUUGUUGGCUGAUUUAUUGCUUCUUGGCCUAACUGAUCACAUCCUGAGCCUACAUUUUUAAUUUCUAUGAUCAAAGGGUUAUUCUGAGUGAUCAACAAGGGGCUCGUUAAGGUGAUCUACUCCAGAGCUGUAUAUAGAGAGAGUAAUGUCAUCUUCAGACUUUGGAAACAAAAUGGCUGUUCAUUAUAUGUGCAGUACAACAUGCAGCUUUCCUUUGCCAAUUGGUCAUGUGCACUGACACAUAAUCCACCAUUUUGGUUGCAACAAUUCAGACACUCAUGUUGCAACUCUCUCUGUAAACAGCUGUGAUCUAAUCCAGAGCUGUUGUAGAGAGAGUAGCAUCAACUUCGGACUUUGGAACCAAAAUGGCUGUUUUGGAGAAGCAUAAAAACUGCAUGCGCUUUCGUAGCAACAACCAAUUCAUCAGAUGUAAUGAGUACAUUUGGAGUUUAAAUACUGCCUGGCAGUGGAGUAUAAACAAAAGCUGGAGAUGGCUACGAAGAUUCAUCCUUGUAGCGUGAACGAAAGCCAUGGGAGUAAAUCCUGGGGGAAUGGGGUAUGUAUCCCCCACACACUUUUUGAAUUGGGAAGAUGGGCUGUUGAAUCAUAUCUCCAUUUUUUUGUGGUGAGCAAAAACGUACAAGUGAAUUGUAGACAAGUUUUUAGACUAAAACAACUAAAAUGCAUUCAGUAUCACUUCAAAAAGGGAAAAUAAUUUCAAAAAGUCAUUAAUAUGGCAGUUUAUAGAUGUAUAUUAAUAGACAUCGACAUCUUUAUACUGAUAUUUUGGGCCCUCCCCCACUUUUCAAAUUUUCAUGUCAUCCCCCACCUUUCUUAUGCCAAUUCCCCCCCCCCCAAUUUCAGGCACAAAUUUAGGCCAGUGAUGAAAGCCACUGUCUCUUUUCAGUCCCUGGACCUUCUAGUUAAUAUGUUGUUCAGCAGCAUCCCUGUGGAAUCUGGACUUGAUUGCCCCUUGUUUGAGAACAGCAACUUUCAGGUGUUGGAGUGAAUGGCCUGGCAAGUUGAAGUGCUGGGCAACUGGUUUCUGUUGGUCAUUAUUCCUGAUGUUGAAUUUGUGGCUGUAAAGUCGUCAUUAUAUGUGGAGUACAGCAUGCAUCUAUUGUGUGCUUAUUGUCCAUGUGCACUGACUCACAAUCCAUAAUUUUGGUUCAGACAAUUGAGAUGAUCUCUACAAACAGCUCUGAUCUCAUCAGGCCAAGCUUUCUAUAGCUAAUUGUCCUGGGUGUUGCUAGGAUUAAGAAUCUUUGUAUAUUGUUUGUUGUGUGCUAGGUUACAGAGUUCCAUUGGGACAUACCUGGUGGUGGGAAUUUCCUGCUGAGUUCAAUAAACACAGGCUAAUUAUCAUUUAUGAAAAAGGCAAUCUCGCCAUGUCAUUACUGAAACCCAAGUACAUACUUCCCCAAAGUGCUUAUUUUGGUGUUCUGUUUUGUUUUGUUUUUACUAGUUUUUUACAUAAAUUAAUUUAUCCAUUGUACUUUUAUUCCUCUAGAAUCAUGCACAAGCAGACUGGUGCUGGGUGUGUCAAUGAAUGUGCACGUUUAAAACAGCAUGGCUUGGUGCUUAAUGUAAAAAUGUGGAGACGUACAGCUGGUAUUGCAGCAUUCAUUUAUGAGGUACAGAAAUGCUUAUUUGCUCAAUAAAGUAUUGGCAUUGUCAACAGAAUGCUUGAUGUUUGUGUUCAUUUAGAAGCAGAAUCUGUGCUACUUGCUCCACUGCACUAGCUUCCUGCUAAUAACUGAAUGACUGCUAACACAUCAACUCAUUUUCAUGCACCUCAUUUAGAGUUGUUUUGCAUAAUUUGAACCCAACAUAUUACAACUAACAAAUUGUUAUAAAACUUUUUAAUAUUGAUAGGCCUACAAUUAUGAGUUUAAGGUCUUUCCUUCUACCUGAAUGUCUUUGCAUUAAAUUGUUUUAUUUGUGGCCUGCAUAUCUUGAAGUUGCCCUAGUGUUUAAUAAUUCGAGGGACAAGAGAGUGAAGCCCAAGGGUUUGUGAAUCUGCUCAGUGCAAAGCAUGGCGCAAGUACUGGUUGUUUAAAAGUAUCUGAGCACCUGCCUCCUCGCCUAAUGUAUUUAGCACUAGGUCAUGGACAGUUGUUGUGAAUAUAAAGGGGAUUUUGUAUUGUUUGUAAAGUGCUACAAAUUGAAUUUUACAUUUAAACUCCAUAUGAUUACAUCUGGGUCUGAGUAUGCUAGAAAAUUUAAGAGUAUUUGAAAUGGAAAAGGUUGUUUUAUUAAACAGGCCAGGUGGUUGACAUUUCAAGGAAGACGUUUUCCUCUUGGUAUAACAUGUUUGCAUCUUUUUGCUGAUUAAAUGCUGUUUAGCACAGUAUGUGGGGCACCAUUGUAAGUUUAAUUCAACAUUUUCGAUUAUCUGAUUUUUUCUUCAUUAGAACCUUCUUCCUAUGCCAACAAUUAAGUAUGAUUAGUCAAACUUCCUUUUUGUAAUGAUUUAGAUUGGUGAGACAGGUUGUUAUCGUUGACUGGUUAUGGCCAAUUACCACUGUACAUGUUUAUAUGUUUCAUCCUGUAGAACAUGAAACAAAGAUGUCAAUAUAGUAAAGUUGAUGCGGAUGAAUCCACUCUUUGCUCUAGUGAUUUUGUACUUUUACUACAGUGACUUAUUCUUUUAGCUUUGGCAUUGCCUUUUAAAACUAUAUGCUGGUCUGUAACAUUGCAUCAAGCAAGAAGUGGUUGAUAAUAUACAUCCUUGAAGUCCUGAUGAGUACCUUCCCAUGCCAUGUACUGAUCAGUCUGGCUCUAUCAUGUAGCAAUGCUGUACAUUGUACGUGGUUCACAAAGAUUUCAAACAAGAAUUACUUCACAACAUGAUACUUUUUCCUCUAGAUAUCCUAUUUAUACCUCAUACAAUGCCUGUUAAGAUUCAGAUGUAUCAUAUGCGAGAACCAUGAACUGAGUAAUAUAUUAUAUAAAUAACUACCACAACUGUGCCUCGUUAUUCAUUUUGUUUCUCUCUUUCUCUCCAUGUUUUGGUUCUGUGGAUAUUCCUGGGUUGUUCUCUCGUUUUCACCCAGCAUCUUUCAUUGUAUAUAGGCUUCUGUUUAGAGAAUAAAUGUGCCAUCUUUGUAACUGUCGUCAAACUCAACAGAA
Messenger RNA from Acanthaster planci (crown-of-thorns starfish), 16891 nucleotides. RefSeq names its product transcription factor 12-like. Gene Ontology annotation, biological process: regulation of transcription by RNA polymerase II. Lineage: Eukaryota; Metazoa; Echinodermata; Asteroidea; Valvatida; Acanthasteridae. The record is from RefSeq and is a predicted model, not a curated record. Gene Ontology annotation, cellular component: transcription regulator complex; chromatin. Gene Ontology annotation, molecular function: RNA polymerase II cis-regulatory region sequence-specific DNA binding; protein dimerization activity; DNA-binding transcription factor activity, RNA polymerase II-specific.